Messenger RNA from Phytomonas sp. Hart1, 996 nucleotides. NCBI's taxonomy places the organism in Eukaryota, Euglenozoa, Kinetoplastea, Trypanosomatida, Trypanosomatidae. The record is from the annotation of a GenBank genome assembly.
AUGGGUCAGCCUAAUGCAAAGGAAUCCAAACACAAGGGGGCACGGUCAAGUACGGGUAUGAUAUUACAUGACCCUUCGUCUAUGAUGACAGGUGUGGGAUUGAUCCCCUCGACGGUUCGCGAUAUUGUGCUCCAAACCGGGCAUGGGUCCGGGGGUAAUCCAGUGUACUCCCGUCAUGCAGAAACUACAAGUGUAGGCCAAGGGAUACAGCGAGGCCACGGCCCCAUACCCACCCAACAUUUUAGUAAUUCAAAUGUAGCCUUUCCCGUCGUUUUACGCUACCUGGACCAGGACGUGAAGACGCUGCUGGCGCGUCGAGUGCAAGUCUGCGUGGCGGUAGAGGCGAUGGACUGGAAACCGCUGCUGAUGACGCCGAGCACGGACUCCUUUUACGCCCUGUUGGAGCUUCCACCGGGGAAGUAUAAAUAUCGAUUCAUCAUCGAUGGAAAGGAGGUCGUGGACAGCACCCAACCACUGGCACCGCAGGAAGACACGUCCUCCCUACCGCCAACAACCGACAACGAAGGAAAGGACCCCCAUGAGAAUUCCACCAACGAAGUUAAUGCCGUCCUAAACAGAGUGAUAGAACGACGUCCUGCCAACCUGAUCGUGCUCGAUGAGUCCUCGCUGAACGUGGAGGAAACCGAUGGCUACGACCCCAUAGACGAUGAAAAAGGCUGGGGACAGGAGGAGACCAUCUCCGAGGAAUCGCGCAAGUACCCCCCCCUCAUUCCACUUCAUCUGCGCUAUACCCCCCUUAAUUCGCCCCCGACCUUGGUGCGGUGCGCACGCAAUGGGUGCCUUUCCGUCGUGGACGCCUCGUCGGCCGGGAACUCGGACUGCGCCCAGCCGGAGCACCUCCCUUUGCCUCUGAGCGUGACCAUCAACCACGUCUACUUCCAGCGCCGCGAGGACCACGCGGUGAUGGGGGUCACCACACGGCAUAGCGAUAAGUUCACAACGGUCGUGUACUACACCCCGCUUCCUGUACAGUAG